Punica granatum (pomegranate) is the source of this 918-nucleotide messenger RNA. The record is from RefSeq and is a predicted model, not a curated record. Lineage: Eukaryota; Viridiplantae; Streptophyta; Magnoliopsida; Myrtales; Lythraceae.
AUGGCUCCCAAGGGUGAAGGGAUAGUUGAGUGGACUGACGAGCUCGAGUGUGCUUUCAUCGACAUCAUGGUUGAUAAGUUCCAAAGGACGCACACAUCUGCUUGGAAAUGGAAGGACUGGGAACGGAUAAAUACAGAACUGGAACAUAAAUUUCCUGGUGUGACUCUUGGCGCGGACAAGUUGAAGACAAAAUCACGGCGGCUGAAGACUCAGUACAGUCAGUUCACAGAGCUCAUUCAGCACACUGGAGUAGGUUGGGAUGAGCAGACCAAUACUGUCAAGGCGAGUCCUGAUAUUUGGGACAAGUUCAUCAAGAGGCACAACAACUUCAAGAAUUUCCAGUCAAAAGGCUGCAAGCAUUAUGAAGCCCUGCAUCUAUUGUACAGAUCUGCUACAGCAACAAGUGGUCUACGAAUUUCUUCCACUGAGCCACCUAAGAGCCCUCGAUCUUAUGCACGGAUGGAAGAGCAGUUUCUAGCAGGACGCAACAGCCGUGGGAAAGAACCUAUUGAUCUUCAAGAGGGAUCCGGCGACAGUGAUGAUGCGGCUCGUGAGCUUGAUGACCCUGUCGUUACAGGGUCCAAGCGACGCGUCAGGAAGAGAGGUUCGAACACGAACUCGCAGAUGCAGGAGCUGAUCGACUUGUACCGGGAAAGUAUGACCAAAAAGGACAAAGCCAAAUUAUCUACUUCUCCGGAGUCAAAGAAGAGCAAGUCCGUGACCAACCCCGAGAAACCAGAGAAGCACAGCAUCGAGGAAGCCGUUGAUGUGUUCAACGAAAUGUGGGGAACAAUUUCAAUGAAUGAGUAUUUUGCUGGUCUCAGUCGUAUUACUGAGGAUGAGCGUUGGCGUCGUGCGUUUGUGCGCAUGUUCGAUGAAGCUCGGCGUGAAUGGUUACGACGCCUUGUUGCAAGUUGA